Messenger RNA from Strongylus vulgaris, 600 nucleotides. The record is from the annotation of a GenBank genome assembly. NCBI's taxonomy places the organism in Eukaryota, Metazoa, Nematoda, Chromadorea, Rhabditida, Strongylidae.
AUGGUGGAGCAUAACUUCGAUUACGGGAGUAGCUUUAUUCUACCUGUGUUGUCAAGCAUCAAUUACGACACAACACUGUUCCGACUGCAUUUUCAGAAGUGUUUUGUGAAAAGUCUUCAAUUUCAUCAUCUUCAAGAUAUUCCGGUUAUUGUCGCUGUGCAGUUGAACAUUCUUUACCUUGCAAACUUUGACAGCGAACUGAUGGAGUACUCUAUCGAUGUUGAAAUGGAACUCAGCUGGUAUGAUCUCAGAUUAGCCAAUAAUUAUACGAAGCCUAUAAGGAUCCGCGAGCAGCAAAUUCUAGAUUUAAUCUGGAAGCCUGAUCCAUAUUUCGUGAACUCAAAGUUCUCAUAUCUCCAUACAGUUUCGUUUCCAAAUUUUCGCAUGAGGAUAUUUCCAGAUGGUCUUGUUAAAUACACUAUGAGGUAUAUUAAUGAACGUAUUUGGAAAAUUUACUUAAUUUUUCAAAAAGGUCUUGUUAGAAUUACGUCCGUGUGCAACUGCUUCAUGCUGUUCUGCCUUUAUCCACACGACCGUCAAACAUGCGACCUUCAAAUCAGCUCUAGUGAGUUUACUACAACGCUUAUUAUGAUGGAUUAG